Molecule: messenger RNA, 928 nt
Organism: Aspergillus aculeatus ATCC 16872
Lineage: Eukaryota; Fungi; Ascomycota; Eurotiomycetes; Eurotiales; Aspergillaceae
Product: DNA-directed RNA polymerase II subunit RPB4
Exons: 3
Coding region: 198-644 (148 amino acids)
Biological process (GO): nuclear-transcribed mRNA catabolic process, deadenylation-dependent decay; transcription initiation at RNA polymerase II promoter; positive regulation of translational initiation
Cellular component (GO): P-body; RNA polymerase II, core complex
Molecular function (GO): nucleotide binding; translation initiation factor binding
Source: RefSeq, a predicted model, not a curated record
GCACCGUCAACACCUGAACCCCAACAUCCCCAAUUCAAAGCGCACCUGACCCGACCGAAUCGAAUACACUACACUACACUGCAUCACAAACCACCGACUUCAUCAGCAUCAUCGGGUACGAGUUACGAACCGCAGCUACGAAUCGCGACUAGACCAAGACAAAAGGAAGAAUAAUCAGCUAGCAAAGCCGAAAAAAAAUGAGCUUCCAACUCCCCGCCCCCACGCACCGCAAGCGCACCCUUCCGCAGGGUGAACUCGAGGCGGCGUCGACGCUGCGCCUGGGCGCGGAUCAGAACACCCAUACGCUGUCGUUAUCCGAGGCGCGGUUGGUCAUCAACAAGGUGUUGGAGAAUAAGCGGCGCGGGGGGAAGAAGUAUGAGGAGCCUGAAAACCUGACCAAGACCCUAGACUACCUGGAGGUGUUUGCGCGGUUCAAGGACGAGGAGAACAUCAAGGCGGUGGAGCGGUUGCUGAACUCGCAUACGGAGUUGGAGAUGUUUGAGCGGUCGCAGCUGGGCAGUCUCUGCUGCGAUAAUGCGGAGGAGGCGAAAUCGCUCAUCCCCAGUCUGCAGCAUAAGAUCUCGGAUGGGGAUCUGCAGGAGCUGUUGGAUGAGUUGACCAAGUUGCGGAACUUCACGGAGUGAGUGUGAUUUUGGGUGAUCUGCUUCCCGGGUUAUGGGCUUGAAAGGUUGGGAGGAAGGGAAAGGGAAAUUCUAGCAUGGAGUUCUGGUGUUGUUUUGUCUUUUUGUGUCCUGUUAUUGAUGUGUUUGGGCAGUGGGAGGGGGGGUAGGUAUCGUAGAGGGAUUUGUUUAUGGCCGGGGGAAUGAUGUCGUCAUGGGGUUUGUAGACUACUCCUAGGUUGAGACUCGUACAGUGUACGGUAGAUGUGAUGUACUCGAGUAUGCCCACGGAAAUCUCUUGAAAGGCG